AUGGAGGAGGACAUACUCAGUGAUAUUCCCGAAGCCUUGCAACUUCGUAUCCUCUCUUGUCUUGAUGCGAAACAAGCUGUUCAAACAUCGAUGUUGUCAAGAACUUGGGUUUCUUUGUGGACUAAGAUCCCAGUUCUUGAAUACAACCGUAAGCAUAUUUACAAGCGUCAGGAGAAGCGAGUCUUAGAAGAUCUGCUGUUUUUCUUCUCUAGACUUCAUAAUGUCAAAUCGUUAAUGCUUUACUCGCCUAUUGCUCUUCUUCUAAAUUUCUAUCCAGAUGAGUUGAUGAAGCGUAGUUCACCCUUUCGGGUGUUGACGAACGUGAAGCUGGAAUUUCAGGUUCAUUGUGGUCGAGCGCUUGACUUAUGUGACGACUCAUGUAAGGAAUCGGCGUUUAAAUGUGUGAAAGAAUACUUGCUCCAGCAUGUUCCUGAUGCCACAUUUACCGUCACUCUUCUUAAAGUCGAUGAAUGGUGCGAUGACGAUGUUUCAGAUAUUUUUGGGUUUAAUUGA
Molecule: messenger RNA, 513 nt
Organism: Lactuca virosa
Lineage: Eukaryota; Viridiplantae; Streptophyta; Magnoliopsida; Asterales; Asteraceae
Source: the annotation of a GenBank genome assembly